Molecule: messenger RNA, 1350 nt
Organism: Monoraphidium neglectum
Lineage: Eukaryota; Viridiplantae; Chlorophyta; Chlorophyceae; Sphaeropleales; Selenastraceae
Exons: 14
Coding region: 1-1350 (449 amino acids)
Source: RefSeq, a predicted model, not a curated record
AUGCAGCAGCGUCUCGCGCCCAACGACGGCGGCGCCGAGGGCGGGGCCGGGGCCGGGAAUCAGGCUGGAGAGUGGCCGCAGAGGCCGCCUGAGCGGCGCACGGGGACGAUACCGAGGGCCACCAAUGUGGUCGUGUCGACGCUGCGGCCGGGCACCGUGGGGCGCCUCGUGGGCGUGCUGGGGCCCAGGCUGACGAGCAAGAUUGUCAACCUCCUGGGCAUGGAGACGACGGCCGACACUGCGGCUGAGCUGGGGCCGUCCAAGACGCGCCCUCUUGUGGAGGGGCUGUCGGCCCAGAAGACCGCGGGGCUGGCCGGGCGCCUCGGCGGCGACGGCACCGCCCAGCUGGUGACUGACAUGGGGCCCGGGGUGACGGCGGACACGGUCAAGGGCCUGGAGGCGCCCCUUACUGCAGACAUUGUUAAGAACCUUGGCCCAGACACUGUCGAGGAGAUUGUGAGGGGCCUGGGGCCAGAGUUCACUGGUGAUUUGGUCAGGGAGUUUGGCCCCAGCUUCACGGCAGACCUGGUGGAGGCGUUCGGUGUGCAGACAACCCGCAUCCUGGUGUCCCACUUUGGCCCCGAGCUGACUGGCGCCCUGGUGGCUGACUUUGGGCCUGACCUGACAGCUGACAUCGUUAAGAGCAUGGGCCCCAAGCUGACAGGCGACCUGGUGGUGGCGUUUGACGGCCCCUUCACGGCGCAGCUGGUCUCUGCUUUCGGCGCGCCGCUCACAGCCGACAUCGUGGCGAGCCUGGGGGGCCCGGCCACCGCGCACCUGGUGGCCACAAUGGGGUCGCCACUGACGCGGCGCAUUGUCGCGUCAAUGGGCCCGCAGCUGACGGCCGACCUGGUGCAGCACAUGGGCCCCAAGCUGACAUCGUCCAUUGUGCACUCCCUGCGCAUCCCCGGCACCGGCGAGCUGGUCGGCACGUUUGGGGGCCCUCUGACUGGCGACCUGGUGAUGGCGUUUGGGCCGGAGCUCACUGCAGAGAUCGUGAAUGCCCUGGGGCCAGAGUUCACGGGCGCGCUGGUGCGCGCGCUGGGCCCAGGCUUCGUGGCUGAGCUGGUUAUGAGGAUGGGCCUCGUGCUCAACAUUGCUCUGGUCUCUCGGCUCGGCCCCGCCAUACUUGCCGGCCUGCUGGUGGCGAUGGGGGCGCAGUUUGUGCUGGGCCUCUCGGUGGAGAUGACGGUGCUCAUCCUGGCCGCCAUUUAUGGCGUGGUCGUCGGCCGCCGCCACAGCCAGGUGGCGGCUCCGGACCGCGGACAGGUCAGCGGCGGCGCGGACGUCAACGGGGGCGGCGAGGUGGUCAGCGAAGCUGAUCUGGACGCGCGGCUGAAGGCUGCGUGA